Messenger RNA from Vanessa tameamea, 1985 nucleotides. RefSeq lists its product as uncharacterized. Bases 211 to 1899 code for a protein of 562 amino acids. The record is from RefSeq and is a predicted model, not a curated record. The transcript has 3 exons. NCBI's taxonomy places the organism in Eukaryota, Metazoa, Arthropoda, Insecta, Lepidoptera, Nymphalidae.
CAAUCAAUCACAAAUCAACUUAUAUUUACUAUUUGCGUAAAUAAUUACUAUAGUCAGGGCCUGUUUAACACGGAUAUUUAUAGCUUUUAUAUUAAAAAUAGAUAAUUAUAUUGCUCCAUUUCUAUGAUAAAUUAAUAUUAUUAUUAAUAAGGAAGGGUAUAGUGGUAACGUAGUGCAGUUAUAAGUAAACACCUAUAAAAAUUUCUAAUAAUGGGUGGUUGCCGAUGUACGUAUCGUAAUUGUACAGUAAAAACGGAUGGAAAGACACAUAUGUUUCAUUAUCCAGUGUUUGAGAAAGUAAGAUGCCACCAGUGGCUUGUGAAUGCUCAACGACUUGAGUUUCUUGAUCUUAAAGUUUCCCAAUUAAAAAAUAGAGUAGUCUGUCAACAUCACUUUAAGGAGGAAAACUUUAUGAACUAUAAGAAAGACAAGCUGACAUUUGAUGCUAUACCUACAGAAAAUGGACCCUUUUGUGAUCCCAGUAAAUUUGUAGAUUCAUCUCAGGAGAUGACUAAGUCAUAUCCUAAUCUUAUACUUUUGGAAGAUAUUGAAAAUGAAGUUAUUUUUAAUGAUAAGAAAGCAAAUUUUUCCUUAAAAUAUGGAGAUUUUCUCACAAAUGGAGAAGUGAUGGACUCCACAUCAAGAUAUCAUUCGGAUAAUAUAAAUCUCUCGAAAGAGAACACUAAUAUAAUUUCUAAACCUAAAUUUUAUUUAAAAAAUGAACAAGAAAUGAAUCAACAAUUAUUCAAACCACGCUUUACUACAUUGACAUUGCCUUCAAAGAGUGUUAGUAAAAUGCAGCCACAACCUAUGCUAAUAGUUCCUCCAUACACUGAUUUGAGCCUCGAUAUUGAAGGAGGCAAAGAAAUCAUCCAGGAGCAAGGUACUAUAAAUAUUUAUGAGCCAAAUCCUUCCAGUUACAAAAAUAACACACGUAAUGCCAAUAGCUUACUACACUUAAACACUACUCCAUCACAACAUAAUAAUGAAGUUUUAGUAAAAAAAGAACCUAAAGUUAAGAUUUUGUCUGAAAAGAAAAUUGAAAUUCGAGGGCCUAUUCCAGUUAUGGGUAAACUAGAAAAGGUGCCGCAUUCUAUCACCAUUAAUAUCCCUAACAGGAAGAAAGAAGAAAAUAUAAGUGAUAAAAAAGGCAUAAACAAUCCAUUAGUCAAAAUUCCAUCUGAUAAAUUGAAAAUUUUAGAAGUUCUAGAUGUAGAGUUUAAUGGAGUACCAAAAACUGAUGUUGCUACCGAGGUUCCUAAACCAAAGACAAUAGAAACAGAUAUAAAUUACGUCCCAGCAUCCCAACCAUUACCAAAAACACCACAAAUUAAAAAUAAAAUUACAUCAGAAAGAAGUGCAGCCAUUGAAAAAAAGAGAAAGUUUAAUAUGAGGAUGAAAGAUAUAUUAGAAACUUGUCUAGAUAAACUAGAUGAUUCAAUAAAAGUUAAUGAUAAAAAUCCACCACCUGUAAAAGCAUCUAGCAAGUCAUUAAUAAAGCAACCUCAACCAAAAGUAACAGAUCAACAAGUUGGUACUCAUUUAGCCAAAGAGCAAACUUUACCAAAUGCACAAGAAUACACUAUUGCAUAUUUAGAUGCUAGAAUGAAAUCAAUGGAAAGGGCUCUGUUAAACAAAAUAGAACAAAACUCACAGAGAAUUUUAGAAUUAAAAGACUCUUUUGGAAAUAUAAAGACCUGUAAAGAACCCAAUGACAAAAAAAACGUGAGUGUACAAACCAGUAUCAAUGAAGAUUGCUAUAAGAAGUUUCUUUAUCAGGAAAUGUCUCAAUAUUUAAGUCCAGAUUCGAAUAGUUUAAUAUAUGAAGAACUCUUCAUCAACAAAUACUCCGUAGUCGAUACAAGUCCACAAAGAAAAAGGCGAAGGAAAUAUAUAUAGCUGUUAUUAUAUUGUAUUAUUAUUUAUUAAGGUGUAUGUACAAUAACUGUUUCUAUGAAAUAAACUAUUAAUUUACGCAUUUUCAA